Penicillium diatomitis is the source of this 1917-nucleotide messenger RNA. Its product is annotated as carnitine O-acetyltransferase CAT2. The record is from RefSeq and is a predicted model, not a curated record. NCBI's taxonomy places the organism in Eukaryota, Fungi, Ascomycota, Eurotiomycetes, Eurotiales, Aspergillaceae. The coding region runs from base 1 to 1917 and encodes 638 amino acids. Gene Ontology annotation, cellular component: peroxisome; mitochondrion. Gene Ontology annotation, biological process: carnitine metabolic process. The transcript is spliced from 4 exons. Gene Ontology annotation, molecular function: carnitine O-acetyltransferase activity.
AUGUUUGCUGCUUCUGCGCGAAGCCGUCUCUCCACCUUGUCACGGCCUAGGCUUCCUCCUACACAACUGCUCUCCCGCUCGACUCCCGCCAUGGCUCGCAAGGCUUCCUCCGUCCCCGAGGGGUACAAGGAGGACCUCUCCAAGGGCAAGAUGCUCCGCUUCGAAGACUCCUUGCCCCGCCUUCCCGUGCCCUCUUUGGAGGAAACUGGCAAGCGCUACCUCAAGUCCGUGCAUCCCUUGGUCUCCGAGGCCGAGUUCGAGCGCACCAAAAAGGCCGUCGAUGCCUUCAUUCGCCCCGGUGGUGAGGGCGAGCUUCUGCAGAAGCGCCUGCUGGACCGCGCCGCCAAUCCCAAGGUCAAGAAUUGGCUCUCAGAGUGGUGGAACUCCGCCGCUUAUCUGGCGUACCGGGACCCCGUCAUUCCCUACGUCUCGUACUUCUACUCCUACCGCGAUGACCGCGAGCGUCGUGAUCCCGCCAAGCGUGCCGCCGCCAUCACUUCGGCCGCCUUGGAGUUCAAGCGUCAGGUCGACGAUGGUUCUCUCGAGCCCGAGUACAUGCGCGGUCAGCCCAUGGCCAUGAGCUCCUACGAGUACAUGUUCAACUGCUGCCGUAUCCCUGCCAAGCCCGAGGACUUCCCCCGCAAGUACUCCGCCGCCGAGAAUCAGCACAUUGUCGUGGUUCGCAAGAACCAAUUCUUCAAGGUGCUGCUCGUUGUGGAUGGCCAGCCUUUGAACGUGUCGGAAUUGGAGCAACAAUUCAAGCGGAUCUACGAGAUUGCCCAACCCGCACCGCCGGUCGGUGCACUGACGGUGGCCGAUCGUGAUCACUGGACGAGUGCCCGCGAGAAGCUCAUUGCUGCGGAUCCCGCCAACGAGCAAGCGCUGCAGGACAUCGAGUCUGCCGGGUUUGUCAUCUGCCUGGAUGACGCCAAGCCCGUGACACUGGAGGAGCGGGCUCACCAGUACUGGCACGGAGAUGGCUGCAACCGCUGGUUCGAUAAGCCUCUGCAGUUCAUCAUCAACGACAACGGUGCCGCCGGCUUCAUGGGCGAGCACUCCAUGAUGGACGGCACCCCCACUCACCGUCUGAACGACUUUGUCAACGCGCUCAUCUUCGGCCGUAAGAUCGAUUUGUCUGCCAAGUCUGUCCGCUCCCAGCUGGCCGACCCCAAGGCCAUUCGAUUCGCCUUGAAUGACGAGGUCAACGAGGCGAUCGAUGUGGCUGUUCAGUAUCACCGCAAGCAGAUCGGCAACCACGAGCUUGUCGUUCAGGCGUACCAAGGGUAUGGCAAGGGCCUGAUUAAGAAGUUUAAGUGCAGCCCCGACGCCUACGUUCAGAUGGUCAUCCAAUUGGCCUACUACAAGAUGUACGGCAAGAACCGUCCCACUUACGAGUCUGCUUCCACCCGCAAGUUCCAGGAGGGCCGUACUGAGACUACUCGCACUGUCUCUGACGAGAGUGUGGCUUUCACCCGCGCGUUCUGCGACCCCAGCGUGCCUCGCGAGGAGGUCGUCAAGCUGUUCCGCGCCGCGUUGUCUCAGCAUACCAAGUACACUCUCGAGGCCAGCGACGGCCACGGUGUCGACCGCCAUCUCUUCGGCUUGAAGAAGUUGCUCCAGCCCGGCGAGAAGCUCCCUGCCAUCUAUGAAGAUCCCGCUUUCACAUACUCUGGCUCUUGGUACAUUUCCUCCUCGCAACUGAGCUCCGAGUUCUUCAACGGAUACGGAUGGAGCCAGGUCAUUGAUGAUGGAUUUGGCAUUGCCUAUAUGAUCAACGAGAACAGUCUCAACUUCAACAUCGUUUGCAAGCGCAUCGGUGCUCACCGCAUGAGCUACUACUUGAACGAAGCCGCCUCCGAACUUCGCGACGUCCUCCUUCCCGACCUGACCGCUCAGCCCGAGAAGUCCAAGCUGUAA